Exaiptasia diaphana is the source of this 589-nucleotide messenger RNA. RefSeq lists its product as uncharacterized. The transcript is spliced from 2 exons. The record is from RefSeq and is a predicted model, not a curated record. Lineage: Eukaryota; Metazoa; Cnidaria; Anthozoa; Actiniaria; Aiptasiidae. The coding region runs from base 22 to 474 and encodes 150 amino acids.
GCGUCUUGCAGUUCUCUUCUAAUGUCAACAAGCUGUGAAGCAAAGUCCGUUACACUCUUAUCUCCUUCAAGGGCAGCUACUCUCACAACAUUGGCUGGUGUCACUAGAAUGACUUUAACCAGCAGUGUACAAUUUCUGUUACCCAGUACUCCAGUGUCUACCCAUUCAAGUWCAGUACCAGUAAAUUCAACAUCUCCAUCAAUGACAGACUCAAGUGGUCUUGACAAGGUGGAGUGGAUUUUGAUGUUUGUAGGGAUGUUUCUUGUCUUGCUUUGCUUGAUCAUAAUUGUUUAUGUCAGCAAAAAAAGAUCAAGAAACCGCAUUGGUCACAAUCCCAGAGGAUUGAAAGAUUCAAGACAGUCACGUGACGAGUGUUAUGCAAUGCCACUUUUGCAACAGACUGGCAUACUUGUGAGUUUGCAAUCUGCGUUUUUGGACAACUCCACCAGAAACACCAAAAACAGUCAACAUUAAAGACCCGUCGUCAUGGUUAYCAAUAGAUUAUCUAUAACCACUGCAAACCAGUCAAAACGCGCAUCUCGAYAGAGAUGAUAAUUUAGAAUUUAUUGUGUUAAUAAACAUGUAAUCU